AUGUCUGCGUCGGAGCCCCCGAAGAUGUUCCAUGUGCGGCAGCCUGUCAAUGAAACUUUCAACGCCGGUCUAGCUGGUGCUGGUGUCGGCCUCCUGGCGAGUGCGGUGCAGAAUAGUCUGCAGAAGCACAAGGCUGGUGCUAUGGGUAUCUUUACCCGCACGGGCGGCACCAUUGCUCUGUGCACUUUCGUUGGUGGUCUUUUCGCGUAUGCCAGUGCGUCGCUGGCCAACUACCGCCAAAAGGAGGACGGCUACAAUGGCGCGGCCGGCGGCUGCGCGGCGGGUCUCGUUCUAGGCGCUGCGGCUCGCUCCGUGCCUGUGAUGGCUGGGUCUUGUGCGGGUCUUGGUGCGCUGGUUGGCUCGUUCCAGGCGGCCGGCUCCUCGCUAGUGAAUGGCUUGCCUCUGCUGCCCAACGGCGCUGAAAAGGCAGAUCCCGAGAGCCCCCUGCUGGCGUCGACGCAGGAGAGGCGGGCUCGCUUCUUCAAGAAGCUACCCGAGACCGAGUAG
Molecule: messenger RNA, 507 nt
Organism: Malassezia sympodialis ATCC 42132
Lineage: Eukaryota; Fungi; Basidiomycota; Malasseziomycetes; Malasseziales; Malasseziaceae
Biological process (GO): mitochondrial electron transport, NADH to ubiquinone
Cellular component (GO): respiratory chain complex I; mitochondrial inner membrane
Source: RefSeq, a predicted model, not a curated record